GAAUCUUCCAAGAUUACAGCAAAAAAAAAACAAUUCAAGGAAAGAAAGAAACAUUACUUCAUAAAAAAAAAGAUUUUACUAUGAGUUGCAAUGGUUGUCGAGUGCUUCGAAAAGGUUGCAGCGAGAAUUGCAUCCUCCGUCCAUGUAUUCAAUGGAUCGAGUCACCCGAAGCUCAAGGCCACGCCACAGUCUUCGUCGCUAAGUUCUUCGGCCGCGCUGGUCUCAUGUCUUUCAUCUCCGCCGUACCUGAAUCUCAAUGCCCUGCUUUGUUCCAGUCUUUGCUCUACGAAGCUUGUGGAAGAACUGUGAAUCCGGUGAACGGAGCCGUCGGGUUGUUAUGGACUGGGAAUUGGAAUAUUUGUCAAGCCGCGGUUGAGACGGUGCUUCGUGGCGGUUCUUUGAAACCGAUACCGGAGCUUCUCAACGGCGGCGGUGGAUUCGCCGGGUUCCCGUCUCCUACUUCUGACGAAGCUUCUGAGAUCUGCACUGAAAUGUUGAAUCUACGGAACGAAGAUUCCGGUGACCGGAAUAUAUACCAUCACUGUCGAUUCUCGAGCUCUAGAUCCAGAUCGACGGCUUCUCCGCCGAAACGGAAACGAUUAACGUCGGAACAACCUUCGUCGGAGCUCGAUCUCUCUCUAAUCCCUACUUUCUCGAUUAAAACGGCGCCGUUCAAGGAGGAUACACCGUCGAUGUACUCUGAGGAGUCUGUUACUACAGUGUCGUUCCGAGACAACACCGCCGGUGAUCGGUACGUACGCGGCGGAGGAGAAACGGCGAAGUUGCUCAACCUCUUCGCUUAAACGGCGAAGUUGCUCAACCUCUUCGCUUAAACGGCGUCGUUACUUUUUUGAAAUAUUGGGGUUAAAAAUGUAAUUUCGAGUAACUUCUUUUUUCCUUGUGCCCUUUUUUGGAUUAAUAUUUUGGGAAAUGUGGCAAAUUACGUGAUUUUGUUUUCUCA
Messenger RNA from Capsella rubella, 961 nucleotides. RefSeq names its product LOB domain-containing protein 38. Gene Ontology annotation, biological process: regulation of gene expression. Lineage: Eukaryota; Viridiplantae; Streptophyta; Magnoliopsida; Brassicales; Brassicaceae. Bases 81 to 803 code for a protein of 240 amino acids. The record is from RefSeq and is a predicted model, not a curated record. The transcript has 2 exons.